This is a messenger RNA of Orbicella faveolata, 1308 nucleotides long. RefSeq lists its product as uncharacterized. Lineage: Eukaryota; Metazoa; Cnidaria; Anthozoa; Scleractinia; Merulinidae. The record is from RefSeq and is a predicted model, not a curated record.
UCAACGAAAAUAUUGCUCUUUUAGUGCAUCAUGCCACCGUUAUGCAUCUCAAAAGAUGCAGGGAAGCUGUAUGAUUCCUUAGUGACCAAAACCUCCCCUAAAGAGAGGAUGAUUAUUGAAAGUUGUUUAGACGCUGGAGACCGCGGAUUCUUAGGAACGAGUUUGGCAAACACAAUUCAAGCUGAGGCGAUACCGGCCAUUCACCAGUGGCUUAAAUCUCAGAACUUACCAGGUAAUCGCUCGUUUUCCUGUACUGGGCACCAUAACUAUUACCCUCUAUCUGAAGUAAUUACUGUCUGUCCGUCCAUUUUAGAUCGUGAUGUUGCAGUCAAGUUUUUAAGCAAUCUGAGCAAAACCACAACUUCCAGUCAAGAUCAUCAAGAGUUCAGUAAAAAAUCCUGCCGACUGCCUCCUACAAUUUGCAAGAACAGCUCAGCGGAGAUUUCUAAGUCUGGCCGAGAUGCUAUCAUUGAUCAAGUUCGCCAGAUGCUGCCAAAAGACGUUCGCGUCAGAGAACGACGCCGGCCUGCUAAAUGCGCUCCACCAAGAGGCAAAAAGCCUGAAAAAUUAAGAUUUCCAUUGUGUCCCCCUCGAGGCUGCGUUGUCAAUAAAGGGGCACUCUUCAUGCAACCGCACCGCUGUCUGCCGGGACAUUUCGAAAUCCAUCCAGAAUUCCAAAUGACUGUCAAAUGAUAGUCGCUCCGCUGCUUUUCUUAGUCCCACUAGGACCUAUGAAGAAUUUGAUUUUAAACAUGUGGGAUUUAGAUAUUUACUGUAAGGAUGUCACUCUGUGAUUAUAUGUUCUCCAGUUACACCUAUUAUAAAAAACAUAGAUCCAUAAUUAUAUACUUUAAAUGCACAUUUUGAACUGUGAUAACGCACUCCAUUUCCUUUCCGUGAAUCUGUCUUUUUUCCUUUCCUCUAGCUUUCUGUUUCUGUGACCGGUCACAUCAAUAUGCCAAGGUUUUUUCCCUAAGUUAUCUUGCGCGCAGUACGCGUUUAGCACAUUUCUGUAGAGAUAUCUUUAGUUUGUCAUAUAGCAGGGGGCAGUGUGAAACAACGAUUACCUUUUAAAAGAACAUAAAUCUUUGUCAAGCCCAAGAUAUACUUACAACUCCUACUAUAGACAACUUUAUGGGAAAAAUCCAGCCUCUGGCUGACACACGCACUGUCUCAGUUCCACCAAUUGUGAUAUAAAUAAACUACUAGACUAGUUUUUGUUUGUGGUUAUAUCGGGUCAGUAGUGUCCCGCUAUUCCAGACUACUCCAGUGAAACAUGAUUUUCUUUAAAAGUAAAUAAACACAAAC